Stegastes partitus (bicolor damselfish) is the source of this 2034-nucleotide messenger RNA. Its product is annotated as apelin receptor A. Lineage: Eukaryota; Metazoa; Chordata; Actinopteri; Pomacentridae. Bases 114 to 1199 code for a protein of 361 amino acids. The record is from RefSeq and is a predicted model, not a curated record. Gene Ontology annotation, cellular component: membrane; external side of plasma membrane. The transcript has a single exon. Gene Ontology annotation, molecular function: C-C chemokine binding; C-C chemokine receptor activity. Gene Ontology annotation, biological process: neutrophil chemotaxis; calcium-mediated signaling; G protein-coupled receptor signaling pathway.
UGAUUCACUGCCUUCAUUCUCCCCUUUUGGAUCUGUACAGGACUCUAACUGCUCUUUUUUUUUUUUUUUUUUUUUUUCUCAUUGAAAAUUAAGGAUUCUCUUUCUACUGCAGCAUGGAGACCGCCACUGGGGAAUAUGUCGAUAACUAUGAGUAUUAUGAUGACAAUGAGACCGCCUGUGACUUUUCAGAGUGGGAGCCCUCCUACUCCCUUAUCCCCGUCCUCUACAUGCUCAUCUUCAUCCUGGGCCUGUCAGGUAACGGCGUGGUCAUCUUCACCGUCUGGAGAUCCAAAUCUAAGCGUCGGGCCGCUGAUGUCUACAUAGGAAACCUGGCCCUGGCUGACCUCACCUUUGUUAUAACCCUACCUCUCUGGGCUGUGUACACAGCACUGGGCUACCACUGGCCCUUUGGUGUGGCUCUGUGCAAGAUCAGCAGUUACGUUGUUCUGGUCAACAUGUACGCCAGUGUCUUCUGCCUCACCUGCUUGAGCUUUGACCGCUACCUGGCCAUCGUGCACUCUCUGUCCAGCAGCAGGCUUCGCUCUCGAGGCACCAUGCUGGCCUCCCUGGGUGCCAUCUGGCUCCUGUCCGGCCUCCUGGCGGUGCCCACGCUGCUGUUCCGCACCACCGUGAAUGACCUGAACAGCAACCGGACCACAUGCGCCAUGGACUUCAGCCUGGUGACCAUGAACCAGAGGCACGAGUACCUGUGGAUUGCAGGACUCAGCCUGUCCUCCUCCGCCUUGGGGUUUCUCCUACCUUUCUUGGCCAUGACCAUCUUCUACUGCUUCAUUGGCUGCACCGUCACACGUCACUUCAACAACCUGCGCAAGGAGGACCAGAAGAAGAAGCGGCUGCUGAAGAUCAUCACCACCCUGGUGGUGGUGUUUGCCAUCUGCUGGACUCCGUUCCACGUGCUGAAGAGCAUGGACGCCCUCUCCUACCUGAACCUGGCUCCGAGCUCCUGUGGGUUCCUGCGGUUCCUGCUGUUGGCUCACCCCUACGCUACCUGCUUGGCCUACGUCAACAGCUGCCUCAACCCGUUCCUGUAUGCCUUCUUCGACCUGCGCUUUCGUUCCCAGUGCCUGUGUCUGCUAAACCUGAAGAAGGCCAUGCAUGGCCAGAUGAGCUCCAUGUCGUCUACGCUCAGUGCGCAGACUCAGAAAUCAGAGAUUCAGUCUCUGGCUACCAAGGUUUAGAGAGUAAGAGGAGAAGUGAAGCGGGGCUGCGGGACAGUCCUGACUCCUACCACUGGAACACUUGUAAAAAUACAGACUUUAUGUGUCCAUUGUUCAAAGCUGGUAAGACGAGAUGAUGAACUCUGAAUUGUCACUGCCUACGGUCAUGAAAUCCAUUGUAUGUCCCUCCAAUUCUGCAGCAAGAGAGGUCGAUGAUCUGCGUGCCGCAUGGACUUGAGAAGCUGGAGUCAGCCGGCUGAGCUCCAUUAGCUGCUUCGUUCCUCAAAUUCUCAGAGAAAAAGUCUAUUUUUGUUUUGUUUUGUUUUGUCCUGCUCUGCAAAUGUUCUCAUUUAUAUCACGAAAGAGGGCAGAAUUAUGAAUCGAUUUGCAUGAAAAAUCUGUUUACACUGGAUGAAUUGUAAAGCUAUACAGUAUUUUCAUACCAUUUUGUGUUCAGAUGUACUUUUUGCUGUUUUGUUUUAGAAGCACUUGUUAAAAUGUGUGAGCAGGGAAAUCAAACAGAGCAAUGUCCUCUGAAAAAAAAAAAAGCCUAAUGUUUGUGAAGGUAGAAGUCUGGGCUGCAGGAGGGAGGGAGGGAGGUGUAAGAGGAGAAAAGGUGUUGCAGCUUAAUUAUAUAGUUUGUGGAGAGGAGACGGGGGCAGACAGGCAGAUGGCAGUUGACAAAUGUUGUUGAGGAACAGGAGCGGGGUGGGGCGGGAUGGAGGGGUUUUUUUCUUAGUCACGGCACUAAAGGGGACAAAGGAACCUUAUAAAUGUUCCAAAAUGUUGUAUAUGUUUUAUUUUUUGACAUCACUGUAACUAACUACUGUAUUAAAGAUGUGUGCUAUGAACCAGA